AUGGCCAGGACGGAGAGGAAGGAGUACAGAGCCCGAAGACGGGACGAGGAGAUGACGAGGAAGGCGAUCAAGGUCGUGGAUCUUUUACAGCACGCUGCUGAUCUAGGGAACAUGGACGCGUUGUAUACGCUUGGAAGGAUCACUUUAUUCCCGCCAACUCCGAAUUUUAGAGCUAAUCCUGCACUUGCCUACGAUGCCUUCGAUUCGCAUGCCGCUUCGACGGGAAACGCAACGGCACAAGCACUCGUCGCGUUCAUGCAUGCCACUGGGUACCAUGACGUCGUCCCCGUAGACCAGGCCAAAGCUCAGCUCUACUACACUUUUGCUGCCCAUGGAGGAGAUAAAGGUGCACAGAUGACGCUGGGCUACAGGUAUUGGUCUGGGAUCGGCGCCAUCGAGGACUGUGGACGCGCUUUGGAGUGGUAUGAACAGGCUGCUGAACAGACUAUGGCAAAGUUCAUGUCUGGUCCUCCUGGGGGACGAACGCUUCCGCUCACACCUACACGAUUGUCGGACAUGGAUGGAGGCGUGUAUGGUCCCGGCGCCAGCGUCGCCUCGACAGGAAUGAACGGCCAACGACCUGCCAUCCGAGCUUUCCGCGCGCACGCCGCGGGAGAAACCUGGGAAGACAUCCUCGAGUACUACAUCUUCCAAGCCGACCGCGGCGAAACCGACUUUGCCUUCCGUCUCGGCAAGAUCUUCUACCACGGCAGCAUCUACGCCGCACAGGGUGGUGCCGCCUCAGGCGGCGAAGGCGUCGCGCGCAUUCCACGCGAUUUCGAACGCGCAUACUACUACUUUUCGCGCAUAGCCCGCCAGAUCUGGCCCACAGACCCCGUCGACCCGCUCUCGCACCGCUCUCCGGCGCGCGAGGAGGGCGCGGGCCCGGUCGGGUACGCAGCGGCAGCGGCAGGGUAUCUGGGGCGGAUGUAUUUGAGGGGGGAGGGGCUGAGGCAGGACGCGGGGAGGGCGAGGAUGUGGUUUGAGAGGGGGGCGGAGUAUGCGGAUAAGGAGAGUCAUAAUGGGUUGGGGAUUAUUUGGAGGGAUGGGUUGGUGGAUGGGAAGAGGGACUUGAAGAGGGCGGUGGGGUAUUUCGGGGUCGCGGCGGGGCAGGAGUUGGCGGAGGCGCAGGUGAAUAUGGGCAAGUAUCAUUUGCAGAGGAAGGAGAUCAAGCUCGCCACGACAUACUUCGAGACCGCACUUCGCCAUGGCUCGCCAUUCGAAGCGUACUACUACCUCGCCCAGAUCCAAGCCCAGCAACUGAAGAUGCUACCGCAAGCAAUGAGGACGGGUUCAUGUUCCGUAGCAGUCUCGUUCUACAAGGUCGUGGCCGAACGGGGUGCUUGGGACGAUGAUCUACUCACUGCAGGCGAGGACGCGUGGAGGCUGGAGACGAAUGCGGGGAGGGAGCUGGCGAUGUUGCGGUGGUGGAUCGCGGCGGAGAGAGGGAUUGAGAUGGCGCAGAAUAAUCUGGCGUAUGUGUUGGAUCAGGGUGCCGUCCUCCGCAACACCCGCUUCAAGACCUUCUCCCCCUCAAACGACACCGCCCGCCUCGCACUGACCCAAUGGACCCGCUCCGCCGCGCAGAACAACGUCGACGCGCUGGUCAAGGUCGGAGACUAUUAUUAUCAUGGGCUGGGCGUACCGGACGAGCCGGAGGAGGUAAGAUACGAGAAGGCGGUGGGGUAUUAUCAGAGCGCGGCGGGGACGCAGGUGAGCGCGUUGGCGAUGUGGAAUCUGGGGUGGAUGUAUGAGAAUGGGCUGGGGGUGCCGCAGGAUUUCCAUCUGGCGAAGAGACAUUAUGAUUUGGCGAUGGAGACGAAUAGUGAGGCGUAUUUGCCGGUGUUGCUUUCGCUUGUUAAGUUGCAUUUGAGGAGUAUUUGGCAUACGGCGAUGGGUGGCGAGGGCGGGCUCAGUUUGUUUGAGUAUGAAGACGAAUAUGGUUCGUCCUUCCUCCCCAGCUAUCAUUUGGUGAUAUAA
Stereum hirsutum FP-91666 SS1 is the source of this 1980-nucleotide messenger RNA. RefSeq names its product HCP-like protein. NCBI's taxonomy places the organism in Eukaryota, Fungi, Basidiomycota, Agaricomycetes, Russulales, Stereaceae. The record is from RefSeq and is a predicted model, not a curated record. The transcript has 7 exons. The coding region runs from base 1 to 1980 and encodes 659 amino acids. Gene Ontology annotation, biological process: ERAD pathway. Gene Ontology annotation, molecular function: protein binding. Gene Ontology annotation, cellular component: endoplasmic reticulum membrane.